Messenger RNA from Parnassius mnemosyne (clouded apollo), 1017 nucleotides. Lineage: Eukaryota; Metazoa; Arthropoda; Insecta; Lepidoptera; Papilionidae. The record is from the annotation of a GenBank genome assembly.
AUGCUUGAGGACAAGAUCCUGGACAGGCUUAAGGCUGUGUCCAUAACCUUGGAGGAAGGCGGCACUCUUGGGCAUUGGCAGUUACCAAAAAUAACAUGGGUCAAUGGCGUACCCGGGUGUGGAAAAACAUCUUGGGUUAUUAAUAGUUUUGAGGCGGAAAAAGAUAUCAUAAUAACAACAACAACUGUAGCUGCAAGCGACCUGAGGGAGAGGCUAGCAUCACGUGUAGGAGCCGACGCAGCAAGGAAGGUGCGGACUAUGGCCUCAAUCUUGGUAAAUGGCAUAACGGCGUCUGAGAAAUACACCCGUCUCUUAACUGACGAAGCGCUUAUGAACCAUUUUGGCGCCAUAGUAAUGGCAGUACAAAUCACGGGUGCAAGUGAAAUUUUUCUUAUAGGCGACAACAACCAGCUGCCGUAUAUCGACCGGCACGAUCUGUUUCGACUGCACUAUACUCGUCCAAAUCUAGUGGCUAAUAUCAACCACGAAUGGCUCUGCACACACAGAUACCCAUUGGAUGUAGCGUAUGCACUAAAUGAGAUCUACGAGGGCAUUUACUCAUCCAAUACUAGGCUGCGAUCCCUAGAGCUGAAGAGUUACACGGGUUCACAGAUUCCAAAGUCCCUUGAAAAUACGUUAUAUCUGGGACACACCCAGGCUGAAAAGGAAAAUCUCAUCAGCCAGGGCUACGGAAAAGGGAAGGGUUCGCGAACUCUUACCAUACAUGAAACUCAGGGGCUCGUGAGCGAGACGGUGGUAAUUGUGCGAUCAACCAGAGAGCAACAACGCCUAUACAACAGUAUUCCCCAUGCAGUGGUGGCAAUCGCACGUCAUACGAGGCAUUGUACCUACUUUACAGACUGGUGUGAGGAAGAUGCAGUUGCCCGUUUCAUUUUGCGCGCCGAAUCUGUCACCACAAGCAGAAUUAGGGAUUAUAACAUCAAAACGGCAAUAUAUCAUCGAGACUUAAAGGUUGCGAACAACAUUAUGAACCUGGUCCGAGACGAAGUGGCGUAA